AUGCAGCUUGUUCCGAAGGAGCUUGACAAGCUCACCAUCUCAAACCUCGGGUUCCUGGCCCAACGGCGUCUGGCCCGGGGCGUUCGACUUAACCAUGCCGAAUCAGUGGCCUUGAUCUCAUCCGUCCUGCACGAGCUUAUUCGCGAUGGCCAUUAUUCUGUCGCCGAUCUGAUGUCCAUCGGAAAGACCAUGCUGGGUCGCCGUCAUGUCCUCCCUUCCGUUGUUGCUACCCUCGUUGAGCUUCAGGUCGAAGGAACUUUCCCAUCAGGUACCUACCUGGUCACCGUACAUCACCCCAUCAGUAGUGAUGAGGGUGACCUCGAGCGUGCGCUGUAUGGAAGCUUCCUACCCGUUCCCGCCGCCGAGGCCUUCCCGGACCCGGAUCCUAGUGAUUUCUUGCCGGAGAAGAUGCCUGGCGCGGUCAUCCCUGUGAAGAACGCGCGGGUGCAUCUGAAUGAUGGACGGAAGCGGAUUAAGCUCAAGGUUAUGAGCAAGGGUGAUCGACCAAUCCAGGUUGGAUCGCACUACCACUUUGUUGAAACGAACCCGCAACUACACUUUGAUCGCGUUCGAUCAUAUGGAUUUCGGUUGGACAUUGCCGCCGGAACCUCCAUUCGGUUCGAACCUGGUGAUACCAAGACUGUUACAUUGGUGGAAAUUGCUGGUAACAAGAUUAUCCGUGGAGGCAACUUCUUGGCGAACGGGCCCGUUGAUCUCAGCCGCGCCGAUGAGAUUGUGACAAAGCUGCAGGUUGCUGGAUUCGCGCACGUCCCCGAGCCAAUGGCCGAUAGCGCGUUGAUCACUGGGUUCUCAAUGGAACGGGAGGCGUACUCUCGUAUGUUUGGCCCGACAACUGGAGACUUGGUGCGCCUCGGUUUGACCGACUUGUGGGUGGAGGUUGAGAAUGAUAUGACCAGCCACGGAGACGAGUGUACUUUCGGUGGUGGUAAGACGGUUCGUGACGGGAUGGGUCAGGCAUCAGGACGCUCGGCCUCUGAGUGCGUAGACACAGUUAUCACGAAUGCGCUUAUCAUCGAUUGGACCGGUAUCUUCAAGGCUGAUAUUGGAAUCAAGGAUGGUAUGAUUGUUGGAAUUGGAAAGGCCGGUAACCCGGAUGUGAUGGAUGGUGUGCAUCCCGAUUUGGUGGUUGGUGCUUCCACCGAUGUCAUUGCCGGUGAGAACAAGAUCGUCACCGCUGGUGGUUUCGAUACGCACAUCCAUUUGAUCUGCCCACAGCAGGUGGACGAGGCUUUGGCUUCAGGAAUUACUACUUUCCUGGGUGGUGGUACUGGCCCCAGUACUGGAUCGAACGCGACUACUUGCACACCGGGUCCGAACCACUUGCGCCAGAUGAUGCAGGCGUGCGAUAGCCUGCCCAUCAACAUUGGUAUUACGGGCAAGGGUAAUGACUGCGGACGGAUCAGCAUCGAGGAGCAGAUUAAGGCGGGUGCUGCCGGUCUCAAGCUGCACGAGGAUUGGGGUUCCACACCCGCUGCCAUCGACAACUGCCUGACACUCUGCGAUGAGUAUGACGUGCAGUGCAUGAUCCACACCGACACUCUGAAUGAGUCCGGAUUCGUCGAGCAGACCGUUGAAGCCUUCAAGGGCCGCACUAUUCACACAUACCACACUGAGGGUGCUGGUGGUGGUCACGCACCCGACAUCAUCAGUGUCGUCGAGCACCCUUAUGUCCUGCCCAGCAGUACCAACCCGACCCGCCCUUUCACACUGAACACAUUGGACGAGCACCUCGAUAUGCUGAUGGUCUGCCACCACCUGUCGAAGAACAUCCCCGAAGACGUCGCGUUUGCCGAGAGUCGUAUCCGCGCCGAGACCAUCGCCGCCGAAGACGUUCUCCACGAUCUUGGCGCCAUCAGUAUGAUGUCCUCCGACUCGCAAGCCAUGGGCCGCUGCGGCGAGGUCAUCCUGCGUACCUGGCACACCGCGCACAAGAACAAGACCCAGCGCGGUCCCCUCCCCCAAGACGCCGGUACCAACAAUGACAACUUCCGCGUGAAGCGUUACAUUAGCAAGUACACCAUCAACCCUGCCCUAGCACAGGGUAUGGGCCAUCUGAUCGGUAGUGUGGAAGUGGGCAAGAUUGCCGAUCUGGUCCUCUGGAACCCAAGAAAUUUUGGUACGAAGCCUGUGCAGGUUCUUAAGAGUGGUAUGAUUGUCAUGGCAGAGAUGGGUGACCCUAACGCCUCGAUUCCGACCAUUGAGCCGAUGAUCAUGCGACCAAUGUUUGGUGCCCGGGUUCCUAGCACGUCGAUCAUGUUCGUUUCUCAAGCUUCUAUCGAUGAAGGUAUUGUCCAGACAUAUGGUCUUAAGAAACGAAUCGAAGCCGUGAAGGGAUGCCGAACCGUUGGAAAGAAAGAUAUGAAGUUUAAUGACACCAUGCCUAAGAUGAAGGUUGAUCCGGAGAGUUAUACUGUCGAAGCAGACGAUAUGCUCUGUGACGCUGAACCUGCGACCGAAUUACCCUUGACACAGGCCUACUACAUCUUCUAG
Penicillium longicatenatum is the source of this 2511-nucleotide messenger RNA. Its product is annotated as urease Ure. The record is from RefSeq and is a predicted model, not a curated record. Gene Ontology annotation, molecular function: nickel cation binding; urease activity. Gene Ontology annotation, biological process: urea catabolic process. The coding region runs from base 1 to 2511 and encodes 836 amino acids. The transcript has 6 exons. Gene Ontology annotation, cellular component: urease complex. Lineage: Eukaryota; Fungi; Ascomycota; Eurotiomycetes; Eurotiales; Aspergillaceae.